CUUUGACAGACAGGGGAUAGUUGAGCUCUACCUUGUAAUGUAUUGUGAGUUCACGCAGACGUCGAGUCCACUUCCUUCAUCUUCGCAAUCGUGCUUACACAACUUGCUUGCUGACAGCGAAUCAACAAAUACGCAGUUGUGAGGGGCUGAAGGCUUGAUCUUGGCGUCCGGAAAGCGAGACGUGACACGUCGCCGUGAUGGCGUCGCUCUUCAACUUAUCCAACCUGAAGGCGGGGCUUAAGAAGUAUGGCAAGGCCGGUCUCUAUACUUAUAUAGGUCUUUCUACAUGCGUCACCGCAAGCUUCUACGUCGCCAUAGAAAGCCACGUCGACGUGCAAUCUAUUCUCGGCUUGCGGAAAGAUGAUGAGGAGGGGAAAGAGCCUUCCUUCAUGGAGCGCUUCCUCAUAGGCAAGGGAUCUAACCUCGCGCUCGCCAUUCUCUGCUCCAAGAUGCUCAUUCCCGUCAAGGUGCCAGCGGCCAUGGCGCUCACGCCGUACGUGCAGAGGUUGCUAGAGAAGCUCGCGCUGAACGCGCCCAAGGUUACGCGUCCAUAGGAUGCCUAAAGUGGCGGGGCCACUUGUGUGGCUUGCUGGUGGGCAUGGGUGGGGCCCAAGGAAGCAGCGAGGCAAUUACUUGUUGCAGCAGCUUAACGAACUAUGGGUAGGGGGGAGGAGGAACCAGUUGUGCCAGCGUAUGGAAGAUGUGCAGGAGGGAUCUUGAGUCACGGGGAUGUACGCUUAGGCCAGCUCAGGCAGGAUUUUUUACUAUAGGGCGUUAAUUUCAUGCGGGUGAUUUGCAUAUAUGGACUAGGAAGUAGCUUGAGACUUGGGACCAACAGUUGCAGGAAGUAGUCAGGACUGGUGUUUGGUCGGUUUACUUGGAAUGGAGGGCGGAGGGGUGCCCUAGUGACAUUUGGGUCUUUGAUUUCUUGAGUAAUCGGCAAGACGACCGUGCUUGUUGGGCAGUAAUGGUAAUCACGUGUCGAUCGCACACGUCAUCGUACGGUUACCAAAAGGCGCCGACGCCGAGUUGCGUUGGCCUGACCCAGCCUAGAUAUCUAGAAUGGCCACAAAUUAACGCUGAAAGCAACAUUUUUAUUCUCCAUACUGGGAGUAUACGCUUAGAGCUCACAGGUGGAUGACAGACUAUGUAUGCCUAAUGUCCAGCCUCCGCGGGUAUCCGCAAUCUUAGGAUCAAACAACUUGCAAGAUGCCGCGUGUAGACGUUUGGGACAUCCCGGCGGAGUCUCCGGAGAAGCAGCAGGCGGAGCCCCUCUGGGUUGGAUUGACAAGGGCAAAGAUAGGCGACCGGUAUGAUAUAGGCAAACAGCUUGGACAAGGAGGCUUUGGCAGUGUGCAAGUAGUGAUCGAACGAGGGACUGGCAAGGAAUAUGCCUGCAAAAGCAUUGUUAAGCGGCUUAGCCUGCCGAACGUCAGCGUUACAAAGCAAAAUCAGCAUCUGGAAAACAUCCGGCGUGAAGCGCUCAUCCUAAGGCGCUUGAGAGGAACGCUCAACGUUGUUCACCUGGAGGAUGUGUUCGAGGAUGAGGAGGCCGUGCACAUGGUCAUGGAGUGGUGCAAGGGCGGGGAGCUGGUGCACCGAAUCAACACCCGCCAUUACAGUGAGCGCACGGCUGCCAGCUACAUGCGUGCCGUACUGCGCACGCUGGCCCAAUGCCACCACCUGCGCAUCCUGCACCGGGACAUCAAGCCGGGCAACUUCAUGCUGCUCACGGAUGCUGACAACGCGCCCGUCAAAGCCAUAGACUUCGGACUGGCGGUGUUCUUCGACCCCAAGAAGCUGCCGCGCACCGACCUGGGGCUGGAGGGCACCCCCCACUUCAUGGCCCCCGAGCAGCUCUCCGGCAAGACGGAGCCCGCCUCCGACAUCUGGUCCGCCGGCGUCAUGGCACACCAGCUGCUGUGCGGCAACGUGCCCUUCGACGACGUGCGCAACCCCAGGGCGCCCGCACUGUCGCUCGUGUGGCGCGCCAUUCUGACGGAGGAGCCCCGCUUCACGCAGCGCUCCUGGUCGGGCAUCUCGGAGCUGGCCAAGGACUUUGUGAGGUCGCUGCUGCGCAAGGACCCCAAGGAUCGCCCCACCGCCAAGCAGGCUCUCGCACACCCCUGGCUUCAGGGCAAAUCCGACCAGCGCAAUCAGGGCGCUCCGCUGGCUCGUACCGUUGUACAACGGCUUCAAAAGUUUGGCGUUGAAAGCGCGCUGAAGCGCACCGUACUGGACAUGAUCGCUAACGACCUGAUCAACCGCCACAUCGAGGAACUGAAACUGCAACAGCAGCAACAACAGCAGCAGCAGCAAGGCCAACAACAGCAGCCCUCAGAGCCGUCUUUCCACGCUGGCAUCUCCACUGCUACCCCAAUGACAGCAGCAGCUGCUGCUGCACCUGCUGCUGCUGCUGCUGCAUCCAUCGACCACACCUCCGGCGGCCCAGCCGGCGUCGACGCCGGCGAAGCGACGCCGCAAGGCGCCGCCGCCGCGGCAGCGGCCGGCUCGCCGCUACCCCAGCCCCCGCCGCCGCCAGCUGCGGACGCCGCCGCCGCCAUCCGCCUUCGCCAGCUGGCCGCUCAGGACCUGUUGCUACGGUCCGGCGGCCUCGCCCCCAAGCAUGCCACCGUGCAUGCGGGCGAGGAGGCGCUUGCAGCGCUGCGGCGGGGACAGCUGCUAGGGCUGCCUAGGCCACCGUCCAUGUGCGGCAUCGCACCCGCACCGGGGGCUCCGUUAGCAGCGGCGGCGGCGGCAGCGGUGGCGGGCGCGACAGGAAGGAUACAAGUGCCGUACCCCCCGCAGAACCCUCCGCAGCGUCGAUCGCAUGAUCUGGGUCAGAAACCGCCGCUGCUGCUGUCGUCUGGCGGGGCGGCAGCAGCGGAUGGCUUGUACUCGCGCUCCGCGACCAGUCUUGGGCUGCUAAACUCGCAGCAGUUGCAUCAACAGGAUUCCACUCAGCAGCAGCAGCCGCAGCCGCAGCAACCGCUGCAGCCUUCUCCUACAGUUGCGGAGCAAGCAGCCGCGGGAGCGACAGCGCCGGCCAAGCCGCCGUCGCCGCAAGCUCCGCCUCUGCCCAUGCGCUACUCCGGUCCCGCAGCAUCACAGGGACCGUUGGCGGUCGGGUCAAGUCCGCUAGGCAUGCCGCGAUCUCCCUCCUGGCAAAGAAUUGCUCGGUCGGCUGCUGCUGCCGCCGCCGCCGCGGCCGCCACUGGCGGCCCCGUCGCCCCAGCCGGGGCCUUACCGCCCCCGAAUGGCGAUCGUAGCGGGAGCGGGAGCGGAAAUGGCGCCGCGGGGGCUGUCGGCGGCGGCGGAAGCAGCUAUAAGGGCCCUGUGAAGGACUUGGCGGCCGCGACUGCGUGGGACAUGGGGUUCAUGGCGACACGGCUGGCGCAGGAGGGGGGCUCGGGGCAUGCGUUGCACCACUACGCGAGGCUCCUUGGCAGCGCGGGCGAGCGCUCCCUGCACGGUGUGCGUGAGCGCAGCUACCACGCGGGCCUCACCCCGGCUGUCAGGCCGCACUCGCCCACCGCCUCGCCAUUCCUGGGCGGCGCCGAUGGCCAGGCGCAGGCUCCCUCGGCCGCGGCUACUGGUGAGGGCAGCAACGGCGGAGGCGGCAGCAGCGAGUACAUGCGCAUGCUAAGUCUGGCGGCGAGGCAGCGCGCGGAGCAGCGCAAAGUACAGCGGCUCUCUCUUGACACCAGCGGACACCGGCAGAGCCACUACGGCCGACUAAUGGCAGCGGAGGCGGCGGCGGAAGGGACAGCGGCGGCGACGACAACUGAGCGGGGCGCAGGAGCGGGGGCAGCAGCUGACAUGGCGCCCCCGGAGGAGGCCGAUGAGGAGGGACGCGACGACGAAACCAGCGCUGACACUGCUAGCGUCAGUGGCGGGGCUGACGGCGCAGGCGGAGGAACCCUUUCCAACUCGGCGGCUACUACCGGCGCCUUCUCCUCCCCAGGACCGGCUGGCGUUCCCUCGGCGCAUGUCUCAGCGGCGGCGCUGCUGCCGCCGUCGCCAACUGUUUCACGCCGCUCGCCCGCGCCGCAACGCUCCCCGCCAUCUGCAACGGCGGCGACGGCAGCGCACGGCGACGCCGCUCGCUCCCCAGCUUCAGCACCCCCGCCAGCGGGCCCCUUCACAACCACCGACACCGCUGCCGCUGCCACGCUUGCUUCGCCCUCCAACCGGCGGCCGCUCGCCAAGCCCAGCAUUCCUGGUCUAGAGGAGGCGGAUGCUGUGAGCCUUAACAACGCAAUCGCGUCAACGCCGGCGGCGGCGACGACGGGCGGCGGCGGCGGCGGCCAGGCCGGCAGCGACGGCGGCAUGUCGUACACCAGCGGCUCCGUACCGGGCGCCACGGAUGAGGGCGCGGAUUCGCUGGCGGCGUUGCGGGAGGGAGACGUGGAGGAGGAGGGCAUGGAGGAGGAGGGCGGCGGAGGCGGCGGAGGGAGGCAACCGGGCGGUGCUGAGGAAGUGAAACGCAGCUCGUUGCUGCGUCGGGUCCGUAAAGCCCUGCUGAAGCCCGUCAAGACGCUUCUCGGCACGUCCAACAACACCAACACCAACAGCCCGGCUGCCGCCUCUGCCGGACGCAACCUCCUCGGCAGCGCCCAACGCGCCGCUUCCAGCUCUGACGGCGGUCGCAGCGGCACCGCCACACCCACAAGCUCAGCGGGGGGCAUCGCAGCCGGCGCCCGCACGCCUGUGGCCCGCUCGGGAACCCUGGCUAAGCUGUCAGCUUCCAUUGACCAGGCUGCAGCUGCGGCUGCGGCUGCGGCUGCAAGCAUUACAGGGGGAGGAGGAGGCAGAGCGGGGGCUGGCGGCGGCGCCCGGGGGCUGUCAACACUGUCGGUGUCUAGCGUGGUGUUACCGACGGAGGAGCGGGGUCGAGGUCGCGGCGCGUACGCUGCUUUCGUGCAGAACGCUGGCACGGGCACCAACACGCCGCUAGACCGCAGCGCUCACGGCACAGCAACCACCGACCGCAGUGGCCACAGCGAGCGAGACCGGAGUGUACGGAACGGCCGAGAGCGUUCGUUCGCAAGCUCAGAAGGCGGCGGCGCCGUACCUGCUUCUGCCGUACCGGCCGCCGUUAUAGCAGCGGCACCUGCCGCUACUGCCACAACCGUGACGGCGCCCGCCGCGGCUGCCGUACCAGGCCCUGCAGGGUACGCCAUUCACACCGUGAAGGCCCAUCGGGACCCCCAGGCGAUUGCCGGAACCACAACUACUGCUGCUGUGGCAGCGGUGGCAGCUGCGGCUGCUGUCCCUGCUACAACCGCCACCGGCGCUGGCGUUGGCGUGGCAAUGCGAACCAGCGCUGCUGGGUUUGUUGAAGGGAACACGGCAGCAAAUGGGACGACCACAGUCUCCGCCGCUGCAGCGACGACGGUGGCGGCGGAAGCGCCAGCGGAAACACCGGCGGCAGCUGCCCUGACAGCACGGGCGUCACCGUCGGUGAUGACGGCGGCGGCGACUAGGGCAGAUGGCGGGGUCGAGGAAGGAACGAAGGUGGAGGGUAAGGAAGGAGCAGCGUUGUCUGCCGCGAGGGUCGCUGCUGUAUAUCAGCCAGCGGCGAUGGAGGGCGUGUCGACGCCGGCAGGAGCGACGGAGGUACAGGCGCCGACGGUGGCGGCUGUUGCGGUUGCGGCGGCGGCGACUCCAGAAGUGGCGGUGACGGAGGCGAGGCAGGUCGCGGAGGCAGCUGCCGACGGCGCCGCGGUCCUGGCGGCGGCAUCAGCUCUUCCACGCAGCUCGGUACGGCAAGACGAGCUGGCCCCCGCGCUUGCGCUGCUGCUGGGCGAUGCAGGCAAGGUGGAGGAGCUACAGGAGGUGAUGCGGCGGCUGCAGUACGACAGGGCGGAGGAGCUGACGUACGAGCAGCUGAGCGAGGGGCUGCAGUGGCUGGGCUACCGGCUGGAGGCCAGCGAGGUGGCGGACCUGCUGCGGCAGGUCAGCGGGGGCGCGCAGGAGGGCCUCACCGCCUCGCAGUUCAUCGCUAGUCAGGUGGACUGGCGCAGCUUCCAGGCCAACCACCGUUCCCAGUGGCUGGACUGCCUGCGCAAGGCCUUUGCGGAGCUGGGCGGCGGGCAGGGGCCGGGCGGGCGGGUCACGGUGGAGCAGCUGGUGGCGGCGCUGAGUGACAAGCUGCCGGAGGAGGAGGUGAACCUGGCUGUUCAGGAUAGCCUGAUGGACGCGGCUGUGGAGACGGACGCAAUGGACUUUGACGGCUUCGUGCGGCUCAUGCGCUGCAACAGCAGCGACUCCCUGGCGAGUGGCGCGUCGUCCGAGAUGUCGUACGACCUGUACGACCCGCGCCUCAAGGACGCCUCGCUGCAUGGGCCCCUGGGCGACGGCACACACUACCAGCCGGCGUUGGAAACGGUGCCUGAUGACCAGGAGUGAUGGUGCCAGAAGGUAGGAGUUGUGCCGGACAUGGAUCUAGCUCGUGUUGUGAGAGUGAUGGUAGGAGGGUAGGAGUUGUGCCGGACAUGGAUCUAGCUCGUGUUCUGGGAAUAAAGAGGAAACAACGAACUGGCUGCGUGAUAAGGCGUCAUCAUGGUUUGCAACAUGUGAGCCACCCCGACCCGCCCAGCCAGUAUGGGAGUGGGGCGCUGGGGCAGGACGAGGUGGCAAACAGCUGGCGUGUACAGGAUGCCGGUUUACGGAGCAACACAAACGAAUGGAAUACGGAGAGACGCGGACAUGGGAUAUGCUUAUGCAGCGAAAGAGGUGAGGGAUAGCAGGAGAGUCCGGGAGCUGGCUAACAGUUUUGUAAGGCCUGUUGGCGCUUGAGAGGAACGCGCGUGUGUGCAUCGCGGCAGGAUGGCUUGUGGAUGGCGGACGUGGGGGACGUGCAGCAUAAGAAGUUAGACGGUUGCCUUGCGUGUGGGAGUGGUUGUGUGUCUUGAAGGGUGUGCAUCUGUCAAUCCAGCCAGGCGUUUGGUAUUCACCUAGUAAGGAGAGGGUUCAGUCUGUCUUCGCUGAGAGGGAGCAGUGUUUUUCAUGUGCAUCUAAGGUUUAGGUAGACGCGGAUGCCUUAACCCAGGCCAGAGGCUACUGCCGUGUGAGGCUGUGGCCGUGGCCAUGGAAUUUUGGUGCCGUUGCAGCUGUUACCGGCGUUAGUCGUGCCUAUUUGCGCCUUCCGACCGUUGGCGAAGGAUGUCCCAUUCUUUGGCAACAACGGAGCCGCUUGAGGUGGCCAUAAGUGCAGCCCACGACAGCCAAUGGACUGCCGAGCGCUCCCGGGCAACUCA
This is a messenger RNA of Astrephomene gubernaculifera, 7262 nucleotides long. The record is from the annotation of a GenBank genome assembly. NCBI's taxonomy places the organism in Eukaryota, Viridiplantae, Chlorophyta, Chlorophyceae, Chlamydomonadales, Astrephomenaceae.